Molecule: messenger RNA, 4986 nt
Organism: Drosophila albomicans
Lineage: Eukaryota; Metazoa; Arthropoda; Insecta; Diptera; Drosophilidae
Gene: NSD
Product: probable histone-lysine N-methyltransferase Mes-4
Exons: 5
Coding region: 111-4364 (1417 amino acids)
Biological process (GO): regulation of DNA-templated transcription
Cellular component (GO): nucleus; chromatin
Molecular function (GO): histone H3K36 methyltransferase activity; protein binding
Source: RefSeq, a predicted model, not a curated record
UACAAAAAUUGGCGCAAGCAAGCGUUUGCGGUACGCUAUCUCUAUCGUUUGUACGCUUUGUUAAUAGUUAAAUUCCAGACGCAUAAUUAAGUAAUUGUUUUGUUAUUAUAAUGAAAUUAAGUUCAAGUGAUACACAUCCAGCAAUGGAAGAUGAUGGAGUUGCAGACACGAGCGCCGAGGGUAAUGCGACGGCAGGCAACGUUGCAAUUGAAACGACGGCGACUGUGGCGGCAACAAACCAACAAAAGGCGAAGCAACGCUUUCCCGGAAAAAUGUUUUUCAAGCGACGCCGAGAUUUAGCUAAUGAUGCUGGCUCCGCUACCGAUAGCACUGAUUUCACGGAAAACGAGCUACAGACUUCAAUAGAUAAUCAGACGAACGUAAAAAAACAUCAUAGGAAACGUGAUUUAAUCAAUUUGCAGUCAAAUCUAAGUCCCAAAUACAUUGGCUAUGCGAACGCCAACUCACCCAGCACAAUCACUGACACUGCCGACAAAAUGCGCUCUAUGCGUCGUCGUAAUAAUCACUCAGCGAUUGCUCUUAACAAUAACAACGGCAGCAACAACAAUAUCAACAGCAGCAUUGAGUUGAACGACGGCAAUCGAGAUCAUGAGAUUGAGGCUGUUGUUAUGACGUCGCCAAAGCACUUAUUGCUGCCCAAUGGCAGCACCUACAUGAGUCCCAUCGAUAAGCUGUUGAUCAAGAAUGGCGCCAACUCGCCAAACAGCACUGGAUUCGAAGCCGAUGCCGAGGAUGUGAUCAUUAAUCCGAUGCGCAAACGCAAGCUGAUGAAACGUGGACCCCGCGCCAAAGCAAAAAGUGUACAGCAAGCGCUACAAGAAAGUGUGAAAGAUGAAAUGCUAACAGUGUCAAUUAAUCCGGAAGCUGACGUGGAAAUCAAACUAGAGUUAUUGGAGAUGGAAAUGGAAAAGCAGCCGGCACCUCCUCAAGAGUUUCACACAACUGAAGACUUACAAGUGAAAGUCGAAGAUGAAGCGACAAGCAAAGAGCCAUUGUUAUUUGCUUUGCCGACGGCAACAUCAACCGAACUCGAAGCUAUUAAAUCACCGCCAGACAGCAACGAACAAUCGUUAAAGUCGCCAUCGUCCAUCAGCUUAGAUAGUGCCAAAGGUUCCUCAAUUACAAAUGAUUCGGGUUGGUCCACCUAUCAAGUGGGUGACUUGUAUUGGGGAAAGUUGUUUACCUAUUGCUAUUGGCCGUGCAUGGUGUGUCCGGAUGAGUUUGGUCAAGUUGUCGGCAGUCUCAAUGGGCCACCGCAACGCAAGUCAACGGACAGUGCCAAUGGUGCUUCGCAAACCGUGGCUAUUCAGGUGCAUGUUCGUUUCUUUGCCGAUAAUGGUCGACACAACUGGAUUAAGAGCGAGAAUCUGUUGCCAUUUGGUGGGCUGAAGGCAUUCGAGGAGCUACGAGAGGAGGUGCGUAUUAAGCAUGGCGCCAAGAGUUUAAAAUAUCGCCAGAUGGUGGCCAAACAGAACAAAUUGCUGGUGUGGCGUCAGGCGAUCGAGGAGGCGCAGCAGGUGGGCGAAGUGAGCUACGAGCAGCGACUGGAAAAGUUCUUCGAAAUACACGAGCAGAAUAUUUCACAUAAGGAGAAACGCAGACAUUCCAAGCCCCAGCAGCAACAGGAUACCUCGGAUGUGGGCAGCAGUCUAUACGAUUCCAAUGAUAAUUUGCAUGCCAAGCCCAGCUCAGUGUUGGCCCUCAAACGCGAACGUUCCUCUUCGCCAUUGAGUCCUGCCUUUUCCCCUGUGAAGAGCUAUCACGAUAAACGUUCGAAGCGAAGGAAACUCAGCGGUCUGGCGGAAGAGCAUGUGGGCAAUUCACACUCUAUAGAUGAGCAGCCGUUUGCCGAUGUGGUCAACUAUGAGAAUCCCGAGUUUGGACAGCUAUUCGAUGCCAUCAAGGAGUAUGUGAUGGUGCAUCGUCAGGAGAAAAAGGUGGAGACUGUGCUACUCGCAGUGGUGCGAAACAUUUGGUCACUCAAGCAACUGCAGUUGCGUGAACUAGAACGUGAUUUGUUCAAUGGCGAUACGGAGCUGUUGGGCUCGGCACGCGUGGACACAGAUCGUGGCAAAGGAGCGGGUACUAUAAAGCGGCUGUCAAAUCGCUUAAAGACAAUGGUGCUGCGCCGCAGUUUGACACCAGUUGUGCAGCAACAGCAGAGCACAACGCCUACCACAGAGAUCAACCAGUUGGAACGUCAGAGUUCAGAGCCACCCAAGGUAAAGAAGCCGCUGGGACGACCCAUUGAGGAAGUGAUCCAGGACAUUGUGCAGCUGGAUCGCAAAUAUCUGUUUCGCGGCCUCAAUCGUGAGCCCGUCUGUAAGUACUGCCAUCAGCCAGGCGGUGACUUGGAGCGUUGUUCGCUCGCCAGCUGUCACAGCUGGUUUCAUGGCACAUGUGUGGAACAGGUGAAGACCACUGGAAAAUUGACUAGCAAGGGAGCGUCAAGUGGACGCAAGGCCAUUGCCAAACCCCCCCAAAUCACUGCCGAGGCUACAACGCACAUUACCGGCGAUGGCGUUGAGCUAGAGACUGAACCAAAACAGCCGCAGAUGUGUCACGAGUGCGCCACUGGCCAGCCGGCAGCCUGUUGCAUUUGCCACGAUCAACAGCCGCCAAUGAACAGCAGCAGCGAGUCGCCACACAAGGAACAAGAAGCAAAUAUAAAGCUCUUAAGCUGCAGUCAGCCCAUGUGCUCGAAUCAUUUUCAUCCCAGCUGCUGCAAAUAUUGGCCACAAGCCUCCAUCAAUAAUUCCACUUCACGCUGCCCGAUGCACGUUUGCCACACUUGCGUCUCCGACGAUCCGAGUGGCAAGUUCCAGCAACUAGGCAGCUCCAAGCUGAUCAAAUGCGUCAAGUGUCCAGCAACAUAUCAUCAGGACUCACGUUGCAUUCCCGCUGGCUCGCAAAUGCUGACGGCCUCGCAUUUGAUUUGUCCGCGACACAACGUGUCCAAAGCGGAUGCCAAUCUCAAUGUGCUGUGGUGUUACAUUUGUGUGCGUGGCGGUGAACUGGUUUGCUGCGAAACUUGCCCCAUUGCGGUGCAUGCGCAUUGUCGCAACAUUCCCAUCAAGAGCAACGAGAGCUACAUUUGCGAGGAGUGCGAAAGUGGACGUUUGCCGCUCUACGGUGAAAUUGUGUGGGCCAAAUUCACACACUUUCGUUGGUGGCCUGCGAUCAUUUUGCCACCCACCGAGAUACCCAGCAACAUACAAAAGAAACCGCAUGGAUUGAACGAUUUUGUGGUGCGUUUCUUUGGCACCAACGAUCAUGGUUGGAUAUCGCGUCGUCGUGUCUAUUUGUACAUUGAAGGCGACACCGGAGAUGGCAACAAGAGCAAAUCGGUGAUGUCCAAACGUUACACAGCUGGCGUUGAGGAAGCGACACACUUUCUGAAGAUACUCAAGCAGAAGCGACAGGAGCAAUCGGUGGUGCGACUGAACAACAAAUUACUGCCGCCGCCUUACGUCAAGAUAAAGACGAAUAAACCGGUGCCGCCCGUGCGUUUCGCCUACAACGAGGAGUAUGUCAACAUUUGCGAAUGCAAACCGGGCACACCGCAUCCUUGUGGUCCCGAAUCCGGUUGUCUAAAUCGCAUGCUCUAUAACGAAUGUCAUCCGGAGUUCUGUCCUGCAGGCGCUCAAUGCGAAAAUCAAUUGUUUGAGCUGCGCAAAUCGCCGCGUCUCGAUGUUGUCUACAUGCAUGAUCGUGGCUUUGGUUUGGUUUGUCGCGAACCCAUCGCCGAGGGAACCUUUAUCAUUGAGUAUGUGGGCGAGGUCAUCAAUCAUGCAGAGUUCCAGCGGCGCAUGGCCCAGAAGACAAGCGAUCGCGAUGAGAACUUUUAUUUCCUCGGCGUGGAGAAGGAUUUCAUCAUUGAUGCUGGACCCAAGGGGAAUUUGGCUCGCUUCAUGAAUCACUCGUGCGAACCGAAUUGUGCCACACAAAAGUGGACGGUGAACUGCAUCAAUCGUGUGGGACUGUUUGCCAUCAAGGACAUUCCAGAGAAUACCGAGCUUACUUUCAAUUAUCUGUGGGAUGAUUUGAUGAACAAUGGCAAGAAAGCAUGCUUCUGUGGUGCUAAGCGUUGCUCGGGUGAAAUCGGCGGCAAGCUUAAGGACGAAGAGACCAAGGAAUCUGGCAGCCAGUCGGGCAAGAGCAAAACGAAUGGAAAACUAAAGCAAAUGCAGCGCAAUAAAGGCAUAAAAAUCCAUAUUAAUAGUGGCGGCGUCACCAAGAAGCGAGUAAGGAAACCCAAACCUGUGGCUGUUUCCGACUCCACCACUCAAAACUCAUUGCCAGCGUCAGAGCCGACGCAAUCGGAACCUUUAGAGAAGGAAUAGUUUUAUAAAUCAUAUCAAAACAAUAUUUGUUAGGCGCAUUACUUGAACGUUUUUUUGAAUUUCGCCAAAUUAUGGAAGCUUUUAUAUUUACAAGCCUAUUUAUUUUUGUUGGUUAUAAGUAACAGUUGAUAAGAACAUAUUUGAAUUAAUUUUAAGACUUGAAAUUCUCAAUCUUUUUCAUUUUUUUCAAAGUGCUGCUUUCUCGAUGAAUAAACGAGGCGUUUUUUCAAUGUAUUACAAAAAAAAAACAUUUAUUUCAUUAUCAAAUCAGUUCAUUAUUUUUGCCAAAACUAUUACUAUAUUUAGUCAUUUAUUAAUUAUGUUUGCUUUUUUUAAUAGUAUCGCAUAAAAAAUAUAUAUUUUCUGUAUAUAUGUUAUAGUUGAUAUUUUUUGUUCUCCUUUGGAUCGCUACACAGCUCGGCUACAAUAAAAAGUGUGUGUAAAAGUGUAGCUCUUUGGCAUUUUGGCAUAACUCGUUGUUUUGUACGACUUACAAAAACUAUCCAUAUGUAUGUAUAUGUAUUUUAGAACUUAUGUUUAAGAACUAAGAGUAUGCGCAUUUUCCUUAAACUUAAGUAGUACUUUUUAUGUCGAGAGAAAAAUUAUAUAAAAGAAAAAUUAA